This is a messenger RNA of Anopheles coluzzii, 1414 nucleotides long. RefSeq lists its product as uncharacterized. The transcript is spliced from 2 exons. The record is from RefSeq and is a predicted model, not a curated record. Bases 257 to 1129 code for a protein of 290 amino acids. Lineage: Eukaryota; Metazoa; Arthropoda; Insecta; Diptera; Culicidae.
UUGACAGGUCGUAAUAACAGCAAGCGAGAAGCUUUGGAUGAGAAAGAAGUCGAAGCGCUUGGAUUCACCAAAAAUAUUUACACUUUUUAGCUCAUCGUUCACGUUCGGUUAUCAUCCUCAUCAUUAGCGCGAAAGGCGCGCAAAGCUAAAACGGUGUCCUAAAGGUAGCCAUUUCCAAGACGAUUGCGCUGAUGCGAACGGGCUGUGGCAUCAUCGGUGGGUGCAAAUUUCUUGGCGUGCAUCGAACCCAAACUCGAUGGAACUUAUGAACUCCGAACUGAAACCGAAGUCAGCCUCGAAUUUGCAGAAAGAGGAGCUGGUGUUGAUAUUCGAGGAGUAUCAACAGAAGGCGAAGCUGGAGAACCUGGACGACAGCAAGGAGCGUCAAAAGUUCUGGACGGAGGCGACACAGCGACUGAACAAGAUCGAGGGCGGCACGGUCAAAUCAUGCUCGAAGUGGGUGAAGUAUUGGGCGGACGUGCUGAUCAACCUGCGCCGAAAAUGCCGGCUGGUGGUGGAGGGACGCUCGAAGCGCAUCGGACCCACCCCGUUCGAGGUGCGCAUCAUGCGAGUGGGCAACCUGUACGAUGUGCUGGAACAGUGGACCAAAGCGGUCGACAAUGGCGGCGAAAUGAGCACGCUGCAAAGCGUGGAAGAGGAAUACUAUCCCGAGGACACGGGCGUACAGAAGGAAGAGAUAGUGGUGGAAAACUACACGGAGGAUCCGCUGGACGAAGAGUUUGUGGCCACCUUUGCCAAACCGGUCGAGGAGCAGACGGCCCAAACUGUCACCACACACAUGCAUCUUCGGAAACAUUCGGGCGAAGGCUAUAAGCAGCUGGUCAACCACCAACACCAGACCGAGUACGUCGAGCUGACCACGCUGCACAAUGCCACCAGCGAAUUUUUACGACCCAAGAGCAGUGCAAUGUCGGAGCCACAGGAGCGGCUGAAGGAGAGCCUGAAGCGCACCACCGAAAAGCUGGAAACAGUGAUGAAGAAGCGAAGGAUUGACGAUUCUCAGUUUGCCAUCGCCCAGGCGCUCACGAACAUGUCCGCCGCCAUAUUGGCCCUCUCGAACAGUUUGAACGAUCUGGCACAAGCCCUCGCCAACGGCACCAUGUCGUGAGCGGAGCGUGCUGAGGUCUCCAUGAACAUAAAUGAACAAACAAAAUGCCGUGAGCAAAGCAAGAACAGGAGAUAGAGAGAGAGAGAAAAAGAGCGAAAGGAGAGAAGCGCUGGAGCUGCGUAAGUAACGAUAAAAAGUUAAUUACUGGUUAAGGAUGCACCUGCAAUGCAUGGACGAAAUUUUAUUUCUAUUUUAUUUGACUCUGGGAAACUGCAAACCCCCAAGACGACGGACUCGACCGACGCAACUAGGUACACGAAAUAAAUGUAUCGUUUUAUUUCAUAA